AUGAAGCUCGUCAUCGCCGUUCCAGCAAUUGCAGCCCUUGUGCUGAGGGCGUGGAGCAAGAAGUCUCUGACCCCAGCAGGUCUGGUAGCUGCCACAGCCACAGCCAUUGCGCACGCCUAUCACCCGUGGAAUCUUCCCUUUGUCCUCCUCGUUGUCUUCUUCUUGGCGGGCACACGAGUCACACAUGUCAAGGAGAAUGUCAAGGCCACGCUCACAAUGAGUGCAAAGGGAUCCUCGGGCGGCGAGGGUCCUCGAACGCAUAUCCAAGUCUUCGCCAACUCACUCGUGGCAUCCAUCUUGUCUGUGCUCCACGCAAACCAGCUCCACGCUCGAGCUGCUGCCCUCAAAACCCCAGGUGUUCCGGAUCCUAAUGGGUCGAUGUGUUACGCUUGGGGAGGCGAUCUCUUCAUCGUCGGCAUCAUUGCCAACUAUGCUGCGGUUGCUGCGGACACGUUCAGUUCGGAGCUGGGCAUCUUGUCCAAAAGCGAGCCCCGCCUUAUCACGUCGCUUACGCUGCGAAAGGUGCCCCGCGGCACAAAUGGCGGGGUGACGCUGUUGGGCUUGGGGGCUGGCCUUCUGGGAUCCCUUACCAUUGUCACGUCUUCUAUGCUGUUCCUGCCAAUGUGCGACGAAUCCACGGUUUCGAAGCGCGGAGGUGGUGCCCCCUGGUCGGCAGACAACAGACGGCUAUUUAUGGGCUUCCUGAUCCUGUGGGGUACCCUGGGUAGCGUCUUGGACAGUUUUCUUGGUGCCAUCUUUCAACGGUCUGUAAAGGACGUGCGAACCGGAAAGAUUGUCGAAGGUGAUGGCGGCUCUCGAGUGUUGGUGUCCAGCGAAGCCGGGGGCUCUGAGAAGCGGACUGAUAUUAAGGCUUCUUUACAACACGGAGAGGGCGCAAGUGAAUCAGCAGUCGACGAGUCUAGUGAAGUUGCCGAUAAGUUCGACCCCAAGAACAAACACCGGAAACCUAGCUUUGGUGAUGAGCAGCCUUCUCGCGUAGUCGAAAAUGGCUGGGACUUGCUUGACAACAAUGAUGUCAACUUUCUCAUGGCUGUGACCAUGAGCGUUAGUGGAAUGGCGGUGGCCAGCUGGUACUGGGGGGUUCCUUGGCAGAGCCUUCUU
Trichoderma virens Gv29-8 is the source of this 1122-nucleotide messenger RNA. RefSeq lists its product as uncharacterized. Gene Ontology annotation, cellular component: membrane. The annotation marks the transcript as partial. NCBI's taxonomy places the organism in Eukaryota, Fungi, Ascomycota, Sordariomycetes, Hypocreales, Hypocreaceae. The record is from RefSeq and is a predicted model, not a curated record. The transcript is spliced from 3 exons.